Messenger RNA from Mycotypha africana, 1469 nucleotides. Its product is annotated as Metallo-dependent phosphatase-like protein. Bases 189 to 1130 code for a protein of 313 amino acids. Gene Ontology annotation, molecular function: protein serine/threonine phosphatase activity. NCBI's taxonomy places the organism in Eukaryota, Fungi, Mucoromycota, Mucoromycetes, Mucorales, Mycotyphaceae. Gene Ontology annotation, biological process: peptidyl-serine dephosphorylation; G1/S transition of mitotic cell cycle. The record is from RefSeq and is a predicted model, not a curated record. Gene Ontology annotation, cellular component: cytoplasm. The transcript has 8 exons.
CUUUUUUCAUAUUCAGUCGUAAAAUGGGCAGCUUACAUUUUGAUACUUCUUUGGUUAUCUUUUUUAUUUUUUUUGGCUGUCGUUACUCAUCUUCACAAUCAACGGGACUUUAGCCUUUCUUAUAUCAAUUGAAGCGCAAUAUAUCUCGUUAGUUUAUAUCAACUUUUGUACAUAACAAUAUACUAAGAAUGGGAAGUCCGGAUGAAUGGUUAGAGACAGUUCGCAGAUGUGAAUAUUUACCCGAACACGAUAUAAAAAAACUAUGUGAAAUGGUAAAGGAAUUACUAAUGGAGGAGUCGAAUAUUCAACCUGUUCAAUCACCAGUUACAGUUUGUGGCGACAUACACGGUCAAUUCUACGACUUAUUGGAAUUGUUCAAUGUUGGGGGCGACGUGCAAGACACUAACUACAUAUUUAUGGGAGAUUACGUAGAUCGCGGUUAUUUUAGUCUGGAAACAUUUACAUUAUUAAUGGUGUUGAAAGCAAAAUACCCUGAUAAAAUUACACUAUUAAGAGGCAAUCACGAGAGUAGACAAAUUACACAAGUAUACGGAUUCUAUGACGAAUGCCAAACGAAAUAUGGAAAUGCGAAUGUGUGGAAAUACUGUUGCUCAGUAUUUGAUUAUCUAACGUUGGCUGCUAUAAUCGAUGGAUCAAUUCUAUGUGUGCAUGGUGGCCUAUCACCUGAUAUCAAAGCACUGGACCAAAUGCGAACAAUACACAGAUUACAAGAAAUUCCACACGAGGGUUCAUUUUGUGAUCUUAUGUGGUCUGAUCCAGAAUCUGAUAUAGAUACUUGGGCAGUAAGUCCAAGAGGCGCGGGUUGGUUAUUUGGUGGUAAAGUGACAACGGAGUUUAAUCAUAUAAAUGGGUUAUCACUUAUUGCAAGAGCACAUCAACUAGUGCAGGAAGGAUACAAGUACACAUUUCCUAACAAUGAACUAGUUACAGUUUGGUCAGCACCGAAUUAUUGCUACCGUUCGGGCAAUGUGGCAUCCAUCAUGGAGGUGAAAGACGAUGAUAUAAAAUUCAAGAUAUUUGACGCCGUUCCAGACCAGGAUCGUUUUACACCUUUCUCUGUUAAAAAUGGUUUGGGGAACAAAAUGGGUGGUGGACAGUACUUUAUGUAAUAAAGGAUACUCUUUGUCUAUACGUAUAAAUGCCUCUUUGCUGGAGUUCCUACUACUACUAUCCCUAUUUCGACUCGAAAAGGAAAAGGCAGACAAGUAUAUCAACAAUUGUAUCUUCUCAUAUAGAUAGAUGAACAAUUCGUACUUUUAUUACAUUUCUUAUUAUUAACUUUUUUUUCUUCAUUUUGAUUAUAACUGUAUCUUGUUUCUGUUUCUUGAUUAUUACUACUUUUAUUGUUUAUUGAUUAAUAUAUGUUAAUUAUGGCAACAUUUCAGAUUACUACUACAUUAUUAAUGUCACUGUAGCUGAUUAUCGUAUAAUAUGUUCUUUACGCCCUC